This is a messenger RNA of Acaromyces ingoldii, 816 nucleotides long. RefSeq lists its product as hypothetical. The record is from RefSeq and is a predicted model, not a curated record. NCBI's taxonomy places the organism in Eukaryota, Fungi, Basidiomycota, Exobasidiomycetes, Exobasidiales, Cryptobasidiaceae. Bases 1 to 816 code for a protein of 271 amino acids. The transcript is spliced from 2 exons.
AUGGACGCUGCCAGGCCACAGUUCAAGGAGUCAAUAACCGACCUGGUCGCCAACGAGCUUUUUGGCACUUACUACAAGCCCAUCUACAACAUCAAGAUCGCUUUCGAAGACUGUCCUCCUUCCUCAGCCAGCAGGCGAAGCAUCGACGACUCGCGCCCUCCGAAAGUCUGGUUCAGUAUCCAACCCAUGCUGGCAAAGACUAAGGAUGAUGGCGAUACCGACGAGCUUAGAGAUAGGAUUUUCAAGAGACUGGCCCCUGCUUUUUCCAUUGAAAGCGUAGCCCUCUACAGCUUAGCGUACGGGACUUUCGUCGAGGUCAGAUGUCCAUCUCGAGAAGCCGCGGACUGCUUGGCGACAGACGUCAUCCCGUGGACAGAGAAGCUUCAAGGCCAGUAUAGGAGAACAUCCCGCACCAUAACAGUCAGAGUCAUCCCCCGGGCCAUUCGUAUGGCCAAUGUCGUCGCAGUCGACUUCGGCCCGGUGGCAAGACCGGGAAAGUCCUUGGCCUCUUCUGGCCUCUCGGACGAUGAUUUCAUCGAGGCAGUCCGGUACCUGGAGCGAUGGUUCUCGGCUUGGAGGACGUGCGAGGAUCGUGUACUGGGCCUCUGGCGGGAAACAUCGUGGAUGUCGAGCGAGACAGGAUACACAGAACAGGCACCCGACUCGGCCAGGGCAGCCUUCGUCAUGCCGGGCUUUCCCUUCGUCAGCCGGCCUUUGUCACUCUUUCUGCACGAAGACUACGUCUUUCGUCUCAGCUACAUCGGUCAGACGACACCACAUUCGCUUUAUUCUGGCCCGCUCUUUCCUGACUCUUAA